CCCGCGAAGCCGCGGGGUUAGUGCUCCUCGACCGGGACGAAGUCAUCGGGUCCGCCGCGGGGCCCGGAGAGAGGCGCCUGCUUCAGAGGCGCCGCAAAGAUCGGAGGAGGACUACCAGCACAACGGCUGACCGAGGGCAGAGUGAAGACGCAGCAGCAGCAGCAAGUCAGACAGGACGUACACGGGAAGACGGACACGCAGACAGACAAAGAGCGACAGACACAAUCACAAACGAAUGCGGAACACACAUACACACGGCUAGCUGUCCAGGCAGAGGCAGGGGCAGAUGCUGCGGUAGGGGUGUGUGCCAUGGGCAGCGGCUGCAGCAGGUGCCGCUGCCUUCGGAAGCUGGAUUCCCCCUUCACUGGCAAGUGCAGUGCGCGCCUGGCGCUCCGAGCCCGUCCGGCCGAACUCGCCCGCGCCUCCGCUAUUUCAGUACAGAGGCGGCGAGCAACCGCGCCGCGGGCUCAGGAAGGAUCGUUCCUCCUCCUCCUCCUCC
Messenger RNA from Prorocentrum cordatum, 499 nucleotides. NCBI's taxonomy places the organism in Eukaryota, Dinophyceae, Prorocentrales, Prorocentraceae. The record is from the annotation of a GenBank genome assembly.